This is a messenger RNA of Trametes versicolor FP-101664 SS1, 592 nucleotides long. RefSeq names its product progesterone binding protein. The record is from RefSeq and is a predicted model, not a curated record. The transcript is spliced from 3 exons. Bases 125 to 496 code for a protein of 123 amino acids. NCBI's taxonomy places the organism in Eukaryota, Fungi, Basidiomycota, Agaricomycetes, Polyporales, Polyporaceae. Gene Ontology annotation, cellular component: membrane; endomembrane system.
GUUCGGCACCAGCACGGGCCUAUCCUCCGAGGAGCAGCGCAAAUACCGGGAGCAGAUCCUCCGCAAACGCAACACGCAACAAACGAGCACCGAGAAGGAAAAGAAGUCGGAGACCCCCUCAGUCAUGCAGCCCGCACAGACAGACCUCGCCCCGCCUAAAGAGGAUCCCAUCACCGUCGAGCAGCUGAAGCAGUACGACGGCUCCGAUCCGUCACAGCCGAUAUACGUCGCAAUCAAGGGCACGGUAUUCGACGUAACGCGGAAGGCGGACACGUAUGGCAAGGGCAAGUCGUACAACCUCUUCGCCGGCAAGGACGCGUCCCGCGCUCUCGGCAUGUCCAGCCUCAAGGAGGAGGACGCCGUCUCGGACUACAGCACCCUUUCCGCGGCGGACCUGAAGACGCUGAACGACUGGUUCGACUUCUUCUCGAAGCGCUACAACGUCGUCGGGAAGGUCGUCGAUCUCCCGCCUCAGGGCUGUGCGUCUGCGCUAUAGCCCCGGAUGGACCCAAGAUUGCCUAUCUACCUCUGUACGAGUAUGCUCGUCCGUCGAUCCUAUCCAUUUUUUUUUGCUUCGGGGGUGCAUUCUGCC